ACUGCGUAUUUUGCUACAGAAAAAUAGGAACUUCUGGUCCAACCACAAAAAAACGCCUACCCUGGUAUGACAUCAGAAGCAUUGCAUUUUUUUUCUUUUUCAAACUUCUCUGCCAGUUAUUUCUUCAACAUGUAGCUGAUGCCUCUUGUCUGCAUGCAAAAAUUCUUAUGGCCUCACAAAGAUGGAAGCUGAUAGCAGUGGUUGUGGGGCAAGUCUCCCAAUUCAUGCUGAGGAAAAGAAAUUAUUCAUGAUAGGAAAAGUUGCAAAGGUAACUGGAUCACUUAUACUAGGAGGCUUUGUGUUCAUUACCUAUGAAGUCCUGUCCUUAAAUAAGUUACUGAAAAUCGAUACUCAAGCUCUACAUCAAGAAAAACUGAAAUCCUAUAUAUACGUACGUACAGCUUCUCUAAAUCCGAGUGAAUAUCAAGGAAUUACAUACAAAGCCAGAAAAGAAAUCCAUAAAGCAGUGAGGAGAAUUCUAGAAACAGAAGCCAAAAUCUUCCGGAGGCCUUUUAGUGAACAAUUCAGUACCUUUGAUGGAGAAGAUCAUGAGUGUGCCUUAUGGCUUCUCUUAAAGAGAACUCAGUCAGAAGACAAAGCAAUCCGACUGCAGGCUGUACAAGACCUGGCAAGCAACAGUCACUGGCAUGAUUAUCAGUAUGUCACAGUUGCUCAAACCUGUGAUCAAAGGACUGCUAUAGGUUUGGCUCGAUCCAAAGAUGUUGACCUUCGCUUUUUCCUGCCUCCACCUCCAUUGCCAAAAAUAAAGACUGACUAUCCCAUAGAAGAUGAACUUCGUUUGUUGUUGGUGUCUUUACCUCAGACUGGGCUUGAUCCAUGUGUCCAGUACUUCACAUCUCUUGCGUUACGUGAAAGUAGCCAGACUCUUGCUGCACAAAUGGGAGGCUUAUGGUGUUUUGGAGGAAAUGGACUUCCAUAUUGUGAGACAUUGAGUAAAGUCCCUUCAGAGACAGUGGAACUCUUUUGCUUGCAGGCUUUAGUACAGCAUUCUAAGAUUUCCUCUCACUGUGAUAAAAUUGAAGCUAAAGGAGGCCUCCAGCUACUGCAGAGGAUAUAUCAGCUACGUAAAGAUUCAGCAAAGAUCCAGAGGAACAUAAUCCGCAUUAUUGGGAAUAUGGCUUUGGAUGAACAUCUGCACUCAUCCAUAGUACGUGCAGGUUGGGUUUCUGUUCUUGCUGAAGUAAUGAAAUCCCCAUACAUCAUUCAGUCUUCUCAUGCAUCCAGAGCUUUGGCUAAUCUAGACAGGGACAUGGUGAAAGAAAAAUAUGCAGAUGGUGUUUAUGUCUUACAUCCCCAAUAUCGUAGCAGCCAGCCUGUCAGAGCAGACAUCCUCUUUGUUCAUGGGCUUUUGGGAGCAGCAUUUAAAACCUGGCGGCAGCAGGACAUUGACCGGCAUUUGGAUAGAAAGGCCUCAGAAGGGGAAGAGGAAUACACUCAGUGCUGGCCAAAGACAUGGCUUGCUACAGACUGUCCUUCCCUUAGAAUCAUAUCUGUGGAGUAUGACACUCAUUUGAGUGACUGGAAAGCAAAAUGUCCUGUUGAGGCUCAAAGGGAGUCUAUUGCUUUCAGGAGCAGUGAGCUGCUUGACAAGCUCAAAGCUGCUGGGAUUGGAGACAGACCUCUGGUGUGGGUAUCCCAUAGCAUGGGUGGUCUUCUAGUCAAAAAGAUGCUGGUGGAUGCUUCCAAGAAUCCAGAAAUGGAUAAAAUUGUAAACAACACCAGAGGAAUCAUAUUUUAUAGCGUACCUCACCAUGGUUCCCAGCUGGCUGAAUAUUCUAUAAAUGCCAGAUAUCUCCUCUUCCCAUCUGUGGAGGUUAAAGAGCUCAGCAAGGAUUCUCCUGCCCUUAAACAGCUGAAUGAUGACUUCUUGUCUUUUGCCAAAGACAAGAAAUUUUCAGUGCUGAGUUUUGCAGAAACCCUACCCACACACAUAGGCAGCAUGUUAAAACUGCAUGUUGUACCUGUAGAGUCAGCAGUGAUAACCUCCCUAAAAAAGCUGAAUCAGGCAGUUGCUUUACCAAGGAGAGCCACUUACCCACCCCAAACACGACUGCAGCAGAGCCACCAGGGUGCCUACUGCAACUUGAAGCUGCAGGACUGCAGCCAUGGGCAAGCUCACGUGUGGUGUCUUGCCAAAGCCUCACAUACUAAAGGCAGACACUUGUAGACUUGUGUCUGGUAAAUCAUACCUGGCUUCACAGCUGCCAUCAGCAAUUUUUGCCAAGUGCUGGCUUCAUGACCGAAAGAAUGUCACAGGAUAACCACUCCCUACAACCCAUUAUAUGCCCCUGAAGAGUGACAGCUGUCCCUGAGGACACUGAUUUCCAUUGAUUAUGUCCCAAUGAGGAUGGGCAGCAGAGCUGUGCUGUGGGUUUCCUGGUUGUGGACAUCAGGUACUAAGGGGCAUGGUGGGGCCUGGCUUAAUCCCAAAUGAGAAGGAAAGAGUCACUGCCUCCUGCAGUCUGAGUUUUCCAUAGUGAUUUCCCAAACAUGGAGCAAGUCUGGCUCUGCUUUGCUUCCUCUGACCAUUGAAACUAGAACCAGAUCACAAGCAGGUCACAAGCUCCUGCCUCUGAGAAAACACUUGGCUGCGACUUUGGGCACCAGUGUGGAAGGUAAUUUAUUGAGACAGGAGAUUCCUCAUUCUGUGCUGUAACCUUUUCAGCUGGACUGUCUGUCCCCUUGCCUUGAUUUGCUGCGACUGAGCAAUAUCUCCUGUCACUGAUAGCAUAAACCAGCGAGCUGCCGGGAUUCAUCCUUCAGUGGGCAGCUUGCCACAGACACAGACAUAAGAUAGAAUGCUAAAGGCCACAUCCGUCUCUUAUUCAAGGAGAGUAAUAAAGCAGAUUUUAUUUGACUUGUAUAAAUCCAGUUUAAUUGGCUUUCCUGCUAACACUUUCAUUAACAUGUAAAUUAGCUGUCCUAGAGCUGUUAAUUAUCUUUGCAGAAAAUGUUGGAUGUGAUCAUAUACCGUACUCUUUCUUUUUUAUUGCUAAUGUUUUAUACUGAGAUGUGCCCAUAAAUAUUCACUGUAUUUUUUAAGAGGAGGACCAAGAGGCAAAGGCUUUGUGUCAUCUUGUAGGGAAAUGAGUAUCUUAUAUUAUUCACCAGCCUGCAACCACGUUAGGCUGACACUCACAGGAGAAGCUAAGCACUGGGCUUUAUGGGCUUGGCCUUUGAAGGUUCGGGGGAUUUUUUUUUAAGUGUUUGGCAAAUGAGAGAGCAGAGGAGGAUGACAGGUGCUCAAAGGCAGCAUCCUCUCUUACAGGAUCUCUUGUGUUCAAAAUCUGGCAGUGGCAGAGAAACAGGUAGGCAUUGUGAGGAAGAAAAUGGCUGCAUUCCCAGUGUUUGGGAAGCUCAGAACAAGCUAAUUAAUUUUCCUGUAGAAAAAGGAAAAAAACCUUAACUUUUUAAAUACAUCUCAAAAAUUUUUUUGAAAAUUAGUUGUUUUUUCAGCUUCGCCACCUGCUUAAAAAUGUUCUUUUUCCUUUAUUAAUGAAAGAUCUUGAUGCUUCUCUUAACAAGUUACCAUGACAAGUUGCAAUCUGGUUAUUAGCUGUCUGCUUUGCACAAAUGGCAUCCAUCAUGCACAGUUCUACCCCACAGGCAAGGCAGAAAGAACCAGCUCGCUCCUCAUCUGCGCUGUGGAAACAGAAGACCGACAUGGCAUUUGCUUGUGAAGAGAGUGGGAACAGGGACACAACUCCUGAAUUGCAGAACUGCCUUUAGCAUAAGACAUGCCCAUGCCAAUACCUGUGGCAUCAGCUGGUCUCAACCAUUCCCAUAUUUCCUCGGGAUCUGCACAGAAAAUGCACAAGCAGCCUAUAGCAUCUCCUUGCAGUGAAACAGCAUUGGAAAACUAUAGUCCCUUUUCCAAGUGUGCUGUUGGUCAUGGGCUUGGGAACAAAAACCAGGGUGAGGUUUGGAAACUUGCAGCAGAGCAAUACCAGUGUUACUGCUGUUGUUAUACUGGUGUACAUUCCUCCUUGAGAUGUUUGUUCCAGAAUAACUGGCAGACGAACUCUUCGAAGUAAGGAUGCUUUAUUUCAAACAGCAGAAAUUGAUUAAAAUAUAUAUUCCAAAGGAAAAUGUUGGGUUUUUUUUAAUGUCUUUUUUCCAUACAUCAUUACAUGUUCUUACAUAUAAUUUGUACCUGAAAUGAAACAAAACAUCUUAAGAUGGAUUAAUAAAAAGAAAUAACUUAGAAUAAGGAAGUUUUCAAAUGAGCUGUAGGUAAUGCUAGGUUGUAUGUACUUUAUAUACUUCCCUCCAGGGGCCGUAUCUUUAAAUGUGAAAAUGAAAUGUAGCAUGGACAGAUGAUCAUUAAAUAUAAAAAAGAUUUUUUCUUAAAAUU
Messenger RNA from Agelaius phoeniceus (red-winged blackbird), 4375 nucleotides. Lineage: Eukaryota; Metazoa; Chordata; Aves; Passeriformes; Icteridae. The record is from RefSeq and is a predicted model, not a curated record.